AUGAGCCUGGGUAUCAUGGAGGAGGAAGAUUUGGCUGAGUACUUCCGGCUGCAGUAUGGGGAGCGGCUGCUACAACUGCUGCAGAAAUUCCCCAACAUUGAGGAGCAGCCAGAGUCCCCAUCCAUCCGGCUACUGGAGAAGAGAAAGGAGGUCAAGGUCAUGCACCACGCUAUGCUGCAGAAGAAGGAGACAUUUCAGCGCAGAAUGGAAACCCUGAACCUGCGCUGGGAGGAACUGGGCAUCAAGGAGGCCCAGCUGAAGGCCCACAUUCAGAAGUUUGAGCAAUUCAUCCAGGAGAACGACCAGAAACGAAUCCGAGCCCUGAAGAAAGCCAACAAGGAGCGAGAACUCAAGAGGCAGCGCAUGCAGGAGCUGGCCAAGGCCAAGCAGGAGAUGGCGGCCCUGAAGCUGGAGCACCAGCGGCUGAGCAGCAAGCUGCAGGACUACUCCAUCUUCAACAAGUACCUGGAGAAGGUGGUGGAGAACUCCGAG
Messenger RNA from Hipposideros armiger (great roundleaf bat), 492 nucleotides. Its product is annotated as coiled-coil domain-containing protein 42A-like. Gene Ontology annotation, biological process: spermatid development. The record is from RefSeq and is a predicted model, not a curated record. The transcript has 4 exons. Lineage: Eukaryota; Metazoa; Chordata; Mammalia; Chiroptera; Hipposideridae. The annotation marks the transcript as partial.